GUCACUGCAGCGCCGUGGGAGUUCUUCAAUCACACACAAGGAGGAUAUGAUGUAUAACAGUGAAAGGAACGCAUGCAUGGAACCGGCGUUGAUGAUAUCGGAGUAACGGUCCGGGUUCCUCUGCAGCACACACUUUGUGUAGUUUGCCGGAGGAGCUUCAAGCUUUAGGUGAUGUGGGAAAGCCUCGGGGACAUUAUUGCGCUGGAGGCGAGUUCACACUCACGGCGCCAAAGAUCAAGAUGAGUGUUUGCUGGAUGUUCAUCAUCCUCCUGGGCUGCAAGUUCUCUCAUACCGCUCUGUCUCAGAGCACAUGUAACUGCAACGAGCAAAUGAAAACUCUCUGUGUAUCCGUGCAUGUGCCGUGCCCAAAUGUGACCGCUCACACGAUGAAUUUCAACCUUUUCAAGGACCAGGAAGUGAUAUCCGCCGGUGGAUGCAACAGAGACAACAAUACACUGAAAUGUUCGCAAACAAUCAAAAGGGAGGGCGUAACACUGGAUGAGCAGCAUGAACCGGUCAGCUUCCUUCUCACUGGAGUGACUGACAGUAGCUAUGGAAUAUACAGGUGUGAGAGCACAAUCACAUUACCUCCACCCUUUCGAAAAGUGCCAAGCACUUUGAGGAUCCAGGUAAUUGCAGAAGGACACAUUUGCAAUAGCAACCAAAACAGCAGCAGCCUGUAUGAGAAUCCGAGCCCUCGAUUUGCCUGGAUUUGGAUUCUGGUGAUUAUACUUCUCAGCAUCUACAGCAUCAUUGCCACCAUCAUCGCCUUUACCAACUGGGUCAAGCUGAGGAAGAUGGACUCGCAGAGUGAUUACAUGAACACCAAACCCAGGGCGCCGAGGGAGCGCAGGAAGAAGAAAGGGGUUCAGAACCCUAUACCACGACACUUCUGAUUUCUCAUGCAUCGGCUGACCAUUUGCACAGCUAACCCCCACCCCCCACUAAUUUAGAUGUGAACAGACGGGACGUCCUUGUAGGAGCUCACUCUGGACAUAAGAUUAUUGUGAGUGAGGCUUUGUGAGUUCAUGUAGUUGUUGUCUUGUGUGUACACAGCAAAAGUAGCAGAGUCUUUUACAUUUGUGGUUGUAUUAAACAAUAAAAAAAAAGAAAAAGAAAAGAAAAAAACAUCUCUGACAGUUCUGGUUUUGCUUGCUUCCUGUUUCACUCCAUCACGGUCUCUGCCUGUUACACACACACAUUUUCUAGAUGGAACCCCUAUCUCUGUGGUCGAAACAGAGGGUGGUGUAUGAAAGAGGGGAUUUCAACCACAAAGGGUAAAUCUUUGUAGUAUCAUGUGGGUAACGGUUCACUAUUUU
Molecule: messenger RNA, 1319 nt
Organism: Seriola dumerili (greater amberjack)
Lineage: Eukaryota; Metazoa; Chordata; Actinopteri; Carangiformes; Carangidae
Exons: 4
Coding region: 240-896 (218 amino acids)
Biological process (GO): regulation of T cell proliferation; T cell receptor signaling pathway
Cellular component (GO): external side of plasma membrane
Source: RefSeq, a predicted model, not a curated record